Messenger RNA from Phytophthora infestans T30-4, 1671 nucleotides. RefSeq names its product phospholipase D, Pi-PLD-like-3. The record is from RefSeq and is a predicted model, not a curated record. Bases 1 to 1671 code for a protein of 556 amino acids. Gene Ontology annotation, molecular function: D-type glycerophospholipase activity. Gene Ontology annotation, cellular component: plasma membrane. Lineage: Eukaryota; Oomycota; Peronosporomycetes; Peronosporales; Peronosporaceae. Gene Ontology annotation, biological process: phospholipid catabolic process. The transcript has a single exon.
AUGUCCGCCUCGCCAUUCGAUGACUUUUCCAAAGGUCUAAGCCGAGCUUUCGAGUUCAUCGUCGACCCGUUCCACCUGAAGAAAAAGGCUGAGAAAGAUGCCACCGCGCCAUUUGACCAGCCUUACCUCGAGCCAACACGCUGGUUCCUGACUGAAGAAGAAAUGCUAAGAUCUCGCAACGGAUCCAAGCGCGAAGGCAUGUACCUUUACUCCACGGGUAACCGCAUUAAACUCUAUGUUGCCUCUGCAGGUUACUUCAGUGACGUUGCCGACGACAUGUCCACCGUGCGUAGCGGAGAUCUCGUGUACCUCACCGGAUGGGGAACCUGUAACGUACCGUUUAAGCCGCACGAGCCCGAUUCCAAGCUAUGUGAUCUGGCUGAGGGUGCUGUGAAACGCGGCGCUGACUGGCGCAUGCUUGUGUGGUCAAACCUCACCGAACGUGCACAGAACCACGAGGUACGCGACCUCAUCAAUGCUCUGCCACCGCCGGAAAAGUACGGUCCGGCCCGAUUCGUGUACGAUGAUCGGUUACCGUUCCCUACCUCAUCGCACCACCAGAAGUCGGUGAUCGUGCGCAAGGGCCGUGAUCUCGUCGCCUACGUGGGCGGUGUGGACCUCACCAAUGAUCGCUGGGAUACUAUCGAGCACGACCAGGCGGAGCUGCGUGAGCGUACGGGCAUCAAAUGUCAGUGGGAUGGCUGGUUGGACGCCCACGCUCGCGUUGAGGGUCCUGCUACUAAGGACGUGGCUCAGAACUUCCUGGAUCGCUGGAAUGCUGAGCCCAAGCCAACGAAAGAUCUCGGAGCCGACCUAUUAGACUUUGAAAACCCGGACUACUCCAACCUUCCACCGGUUGACGAGACACCUCUGGACAUUCCCCAGGACGGUACCCAUGCAGUGCAGCUAUGCCGUACCUUCAGUCCGGACUACGACCAGUAUGGCUUCGCCCCACAGGGCGAGCAAUCCAUCUUCCACGCCCGCAUCAAGGCCAUUCGCAACGCGCAGAACUACAUCUUCAUUCAGGACCAGUACUUCAUCCUAGUGCCGGAAUUGCUGGACGUUGUCAUGGAGAUGAUGCCCAGCAUUGAGCGCCUUAUUGUCAUUAUGCAGCGCACCGUCGAGGCUGAAUACACAGGCUACGCUAAGUAUCUCUAUGACAUGGUCGCUCCGAUCCAAGAGAAGUACCCGGACAAGUUCAAGCUCUACACGACGAAAGAGUCGAAGCAGCUAUACAUCCACAGCAAGCUAGUGAUCGUCGACGACGUGUACGUGUCGCUAGGCUCAGCCAACUGGAACCGCCGCAGUAUGACGAGCGACUCGGAGAUCGGCAUCAACAUUGUCGACACGGAGCUAGUGCAGUCACCUGACAACAUCAUGGUUAACAAGCUGGCGCGCAACUUCCGCAUCCAGAAGUUCAUGGAGGCGACAAAGCUGACGUACAACGAACUGGAUGCGAUGACCUUCUUCGAGGCGUGUGACGCGUUGGAUGCCGCUGCGCACGACGACGGCGCCAGCAUCAUCGAGCCGUACAGUGUUGAGUUCAAGCCGCAAUUCAACCUUGUGUCGGAUGGUUGGCGCCAGGUCAUCGACCCGGAUGUGGUCCCGGAAGAUGACCCGGCCAAGAAAAUCAAGAACUUUUUUAACGAACGCAAGAACGCUCGGCAGUAG